UAUGUGCUACCAUUGCUUUUGGAAUGGGGAUUGACAACCCUGAUGUCUGUUUCGUCAUCCAUUACUCCUUGCCGAAUUCAGUGGAGGGAUUUUAUCAGGAGGCGGGGCGAGCCGGGAGGGACGGACUGCUAGCCCACUGUAUAAUGCACUACACGUACCAGGACGUCAAAAGACUGAGGAGAAUUAUAGAGAUGGAUCAGGCAGCCACAUUUGAUUCCAAAAGAGUUCAUAUAGACAACCUCUUCAGGAUGGUACAGUACUGUGAUAACGUGGCAGACUGUCGACGAUCACAGCUGCUUAAUUACUUUGGAGAGAGAGACUUUAAUAGAGAGGAGUGUAGGAAUUUCCGUGGAGCCAUUUGUGACAACUGUGUGUCUAAG
Messenger RNA from Saccostrea cuccullata (small rock oyster), 380 nucleotides. Its product is annotated as recQ-like DNA helicase BLM. The transcript has 2 exons. Lineage: Eukaryota; Metazoa; Mollusca; Bivalvia; Ostreida; Ostreidae. The record is from RefSeq and is a predicted model, not a curated record. Gene Ontology annotation, molecular function: four-way junction helicase activity; 3'-5' DNA helicase activity. Gene Ontology annotation, biological process: double-strand break repair via homologous recombination. Gene Ontology annotation, cellular component: nucleus; cytoplasm; chromosome. The annotation marks the transcript as partial.